Molecule: messenger RNA, 234 nt
Organism: Brenthis ino (lesser marbled fritillary)
Lineage: Eukaryota; Metazoa; Arthropoda; Insecta; Lepidoptera; Nymphalidae
Source: the annotation of a GenBank genome assembly
AUGAAGUCACGGAUUGCUUACAGCCCAGUUAUUGUAGCAACAAGGAGACGGAAAUAUCGCAUUUCCUUCGUUAAAACGAACAGACAAUUGAACUUUGCAUCUCCUAUAAUGAGCAUUGGUAUCCAGUGUCCGGGACUGUUCCACCGACACAAUGCAGGGCAAGAUGCACAAGGUUUGAAUCCUGGUCAAGCCAAAAGGAUUCUUUCCAAGAGUGUUCGUAUACAAUUCACUAAA